Molecule: messenger RNA, 1900 nt
Organism: Batrachochytrium dendrobatidis JAM81
Lineage: Eukaryota; Fungi; Chytridiomycota; Chytridiomycetes; Rhizophydiales
Exons: 3
Coding region: 1-1863 (620 amino acids)
Source: RefSeq, a predicted model, not a curated record
AUGACACAGACAGUAGUGCCUGUAGUUCAACGGUCGCUAUUAAACCCACAAUUCGAAAACUAUCAACUGCAACCUAAUGAUGUGGCUUUGGCUUAUACAAAACUGGAUGCUCCUCUGCAUAGACUAUCAGGGUUUGCUAUCAACUCUACUUGCCCAUACCGUUUGCUAGAAUUGCAUACUCGCUACAACCAUUUGUUUCCUUUGUUUGAUGGAUCUGGCGCACUUUUCAUUGACAGUGCUCGUUGGAUCUGCCUUGCUCAAAUGGAUGAAUCAUGUCGUAUUCAAGUCACCAAGCUGCAAAUGUUGGCUCCACCGUUGCAAGAAAAUACAACUCCUGCUGGCUUGCAUUUGCCACCAUCCAUUGUAUUUGCAUCCCAUGAUAUGAUGCUAGCGUCUGAUGGAAUGAAUACAUUGGAGAUAUUCAAAGUUGACUCGGUGCCAUGCUUUCAAAUCCAUAAAAUAGCAUCAAUCGUUCUACCUCGAGAGCUUUCUACUCAGGGUAUGAUGAUAUACGAAGCAGUCGUAGCUUCAAAUGGAGAUUUACUUGUAUGCACUCAACAAACAUUCAAUGUGGAAACAUUGGUCAAACCCAACUCAAAAUCAAGUGCUACAGAACAGCAUUUAUAUGAUACAAAAAAGCAUAGAUUCUUGGUUAGUCUUGUGCGUGUUCAGAUACCUGUUUCGGCACAUGCUUCUGACAGCAAUCUCAAUACAGACACCACAGUCAUCGCAGACAUUGUCAUGUCAUUACAUGGUGAAUCUGCUCCAUACUUUGCACAGAUUGAGUCAGAUACGGUUUCAUUGACAAUUGGCGCACCAACACCGUUUGAGUCGUUGAUUCAUGCAUCUGACACUGACGCUACGGUUCCAUCCAAUGGCGAUGAACAUAAUGCUGAAUCCACUCUUUCCAAUUAUUCAUGGACUCAAUCAGGCGAUGAGAUUACGGUAAAUGUCAACCUUCCCAAGCAAUUACUAGUAAAGCGUGAUAUUCGUGUUGUGUUCCAGCCCACCGGCGUAUCUGUCAAGGCUAUGCACAGUGGCCAAGUACUCUUUGCUGGCGAUUUGUUUGAUCAUGUUCGCUCGUCUGAAUGCAUUUGGACGCUUGAAGGAUCGCAUCAGCUGGUAUUGUAUUUGCAAAAAACACACGCUGGAACACGAUGGCCACAUUUGUUUAUGCAUGAUGAUGGUGUCUUGGAGACGCUAGAUGCUGCUACGCUGGAGUCAUAUACCAAUAAGUUGGACAAGUAUCAUAACUCAAAACAGUUGCCCGUUUUGGGUGAGCUUAGUAGCCAUAGGAACAUGGAGUGUGAUGAUUCUAGUGAUAACGGUUCACCUGCAAUGCAUUUCCAAACUGUCACGGAGCGACAAGAGAACAUUGACUUUGAGGCACACUUGUUUUUUAUUGAUCGGUUUGUAGUUGAUCAAGUAUCAUCAUCGACGGUGCUUUCUCAUCGAUGUGGGAUGCCUGGUAUGGCAUGGAUUGGAAUGCAGCUUUCGCAACCACUCGAGCGCUCUCCAGUUGUGCUUGUACAAUCUGAUGUCGACGCGCUUGCAUUCAAGAUCAAGCCUGGUUUGGAAUUGGAGCAUAUAUCGGCCCUAUCUGCUCUUGCAUUUGUUCAAGCUAGUAAGCAGGACAAAAAGUUGGUAACGUUGACAGGAGAUAUGCGAUUGGCACUUGUGGUUGAGUUUAAGCAGUAUGUGUAUGUAUACGAACGGCCAGAAGUAAAGCAAAUGCAUGCAAAACAACUUGUAUUGAAUAUUGGCCAAGGUAGUCAAGGUGGAAUGGUUUUGGGUAUUGCACAGAUUGGAUCUGGACAUGUAAUGAUUUUGACUGAGGAUUCAUUUGUUGGGUUUGCAGUCUAAUAAACUGCGAUAAAAACCAAAUACAUUGUAUUCACGU